Molecule: messenger RNA, 1775 nt
Organism: Pseudogymnoascus verrucosus
Lineage: Eukaryota; Fungi; Ascomycota; Leotiomycetes; Thelebolales; Thelebolaceae
Exons: 4
Coding region: 155-1654 (499 amino acids)
Cellular component (GO): mitochondrion
Molecular function (GO): alcohol dehydrogenase (NAD+) activity; metal ion binding
Source: RefSeq, a predicted model, not a curated record
CCGCAUUUCAAACCCGGCAAUACGGCCAUAACAGCCCUACUCUCUCCGCUUAUACCCCAUUUAUAAACCCCUUCCCCUCCCCCUCUUUAUAGUUUCUUAUUACUACUCCUCUUCUUUAACAAAUAUCCUAUAAUCACUAAAUAUCUCCUCCAAAAUGGCUUCUGCUAUCCGUGUUGCGCCCACUAAAGCGGCGCGGGCAAUGAGUUUGCUUCGCACAGUCCAAUAUACUCACCCCCCUAGCUGUCCUUGCCACGGUAAUCCGUCUCAUCACCAUCAUCAUAAGCCGUCAAACAGCCUUCUCAGCCAUGCCAAGCGGAAUCUGCAGCGUAACUAUGCCACUCCCGUGGACCUGUCCCGCCAGAAAGAGUAUGCCUUCGAGAUGGCCGCUUCUUCUAUCCGGUUCGGCCCCGGUGUAACAAAGGAAGUCGGCAUGGAUUUCAAGAACAUGGGAGCCAAGCGUGUCUGCGUUGUCACUGAUAGCACGGUCAAGCAUCUCAAUGCUAUGAAGCAAGUCCAAGAAGGCUUGGACCAAGAAGGAAUCGAUUACAUAGUUUAUGACGGCGUCAGAGUUGAGCCAAAGGACACCUCUAUCAAAGAAGCCAUCGCCUUCGUCAAGCCCUACGCCCCCGACGCCUUCCUCGCCGUCGGCGGCGGCUCCGUCAUCGACACCGCCAAGCUCAUGAACCUGUACACCUGCUAUCCCAACGCCGACUUCCUCGACUUCGUCAACGCACCCCUCGGCAAGGGCCUCCCCAUCGACAAGCCCCUCCUCCCCCUCAUCGCCGUCCCCACCACCGCCGGCACCGGCUCCGAGACCACCGGCUCCGCCAUCUUCGACCUCGCCUCCGCGCGCGCAAAGACCGGCGUCGCUCAUCGUGCCCUCAAGCCUACGCUGGGAAUAUGCGAUCCGCUAAACACACGCACCAUGCCCUCCGCCGUUCACGCCUCCAGUGGCCUAGACGUCCUCUGCCACAGUCUUGAGAGCUGGACUGCUAUCCCGUACAAUGAGCGUAUUCCCCGCCCGCAGAACCCGAUUAAUCGCCCCGCGUACCAGGGCGCAAAUCCAAUUAGUGAUAUCUUCUCCCUCCAAGCUCUCAGGUCAACGGUUAAGUACCUACCCCGCGCGGUCAGGGACCCAGAUGACCAUGAGGCGCAGAGCGAGAUGCUCCUCGCUGCCACGCUUGCCGGUGUCGGUUUCGGCAACGCUGGUGUCCAUCUCUGCCACGGCAUGUCCUACCCCGUCUCGGGCCAAAACCGCGGAUACAAACACACCGGCUACAACGUCCCCUACCCCAUCAUCCCCCACGGCGUCUCCGUCGCCGUCACCGCCCCCGCCGUCUUCCGCUUCACCGGCGCCACGAACCCCGAGCGCCAUCUAGCCGCCGCCGAGGCCUUCGGCGUGGACAUCUCGAACGUGAAGCGCGAGAGCGCUGGUGAGGUGUUGUCAGAGGCUAUUGCGAAGUUUCUUGAGGAGCUAGGUGACCAGCCGAGGGGGCUGAAGGAUCUGGGAUUCGGGAAGGAGCAUAUUGAUGAGCUUGUUGAGGGGACGAUUCCGCAGAAGAGGGUACUGAUGCUUGCGCCUGGACUGGCGGAGGAGUUGGGGGAGGAGAGGGAGCAGUUGAGGAAGUUGUUUGAGGAGAGUUUGGUGCAUUGAUUGGUUUUUAUGGAGCAAGUGUGCACUGGUGGGUGUGAGGGUGGCAUUUGUGACCUGUACAUACGCGAACAAAAACAAACUAGCAUAUUUCAAUCAAGGCUCAGCAUAGCAAUGGAAACCC